AUGCAGCACUACCACGUGCUUGAGCGCAUCGGCGAAGGCUCGUUCGGCAAGGUCUACCGCGGGCGGCGCAAGUACUCAGGCCACAUCGUCGCGCUCAAGUUCGUCUCCAAGCGCGGCAAGAGCGAGAAGGACCUCAAGAACCUACGCCAAGAGAUUCACAUUUUGCGGCAGCUCAACCACGCCAACAUCAUCUCGAUGCUCGACUCGUUUGAGACCGAGGCCGAGUUUUGCAUGGUGACCGAGUACGGCCAGGGCGAACUGUACCAGAUCCUCGAGGACGACCGGCAGCUGCCCGAAGACGAGAUCAAGAAGAUCGCGGUCCAGCUCCUCCAAGCGCUCUACUACCUCCACACGAACCGCAUCAUCCACCGCGACAUGAAGCCGCAGAAUAUCCUCGUGGGCACGAAGCAGCAGAUCAAGCUCUGCGACUUUGGCUUUGCCCGCGCCAUCUCGGCCGACACGAGCGUGCUCACGUCCAUCAAGGGCACGCCGUUGUACAUGGCGCCCGAGCUCGUCAAGGAGAUGCCGUACAACCACACGGUCGACCUCUGGUCGCUCGGCGUCAUCUUGUACGAGCUCGCGGUCGGCCGCCCGCCGUUCUACACGGAUAAGAUUGUGACGCUCAUCCAGCUCAUUGUCAAGGAGAGCGUCACGUACCCGCCGACGAUGAGCGACGACUUCAGAGACUUUUUGACCGGCUUGCUCCAGAAAGACCCAGCCAAGCGCCUGAGCUGGCCCGAGAUCCUCGCCCACCCGUUCGCGUGCGAGACCAUCCAGCAGACGACGGCGCGCCAGGCCCUCGAAGCCCAGGUGCGCCGACUGCCCAAGUUCUUUGACGACGGCGCGCCGCCGGUGCACAAGAGCGCCGAGUGGCGACCCGUCGACCCCGAGACGGGCCAGUUGCAGCCAGUGGCGGUCGUCAACGAAACAACGGCGCGGGUCGCGCCACCGCCCAUCGCGCGCUGGUCCCAGCACGAAGCCGCGUUGGCGUCGGCCGGUUCCUACGAGGCGUUUGUCGCGGCGACGCCGGCGCUCGCCGCCGAUGUCACACUGACAUGCACGGCCAACGAUGCGCCCGACGAUGAGAUUCGGUGUAUGCUGUACGUGCUGCACCGCGUCAUGUACCACGCCUCCAAGAGCAGCAAGAACGACGCGUCGCCGUCCCUCGCCGCGCUGCGACGCGCGCUCGUCACGCACGCACCGCAGCUCGUCCUGCGGACCUCGCCCGACGUGGCGCUGCAGUUGGUGCGGACGCUUAUGGUGCCGGGCCACAUCGAGAAUGUCGCCGCCGAGCUGAGCGCGAUGCACGCCGUCCUAUCGGAUCCAAACUUGAGCGGCUUGCACACCAAGGCGCUUAAGUGGCUCGGGUGUCUUCUUGCCGACCAUGACACCGUCGCAGGCGUUUACGCAGCGCUUCUCUCGACCCAUACGCCGCUAUUGCAGUGCAUCUGCUCGUGUCUUGAGAUUGGCGAUGACGUGAGCGUCUACGCGCUCGCCGCGCUCGUCCACCCGACCGCGGGGCACGAAGCGGUGGCGUCGACGCCCUUUCCUGUCGUCGCACGCUGCCCCCGCGCCGCCAUGGACGCCCUGCACGCUGCGUACCAGACCCGCAUCCACACCCACACGCUGGUCGCGAACGCACUGCUGCAACACGGCCUCGACCGUCUUCUCGACGUCCUCGUGCAGCACGCAGACGAUGCACAUGGCGAAGCGGACGACGACGACGACGAGCAAGACGACCAGACAAUGGUCGCCAGUGUGCUCAAGAUCCUCGGGCACUGCGCGCGGGCGUCGGCGCCGUUUUCGAAAAAGCUCCUCCACGACCAUAGCGCAACGUUGCUGCGCGUGCUCCUGGCGCCAUGCGCUCACUGGAAUGCGUACGAGCGGUACUUUGGCCUCGAGCUCUUGGCGGUCGCCCAGCGCCGGGGCCUUGUGUUUUCCAUGGCGACGAUCGUCGCCAACCAUUUGAGCGACGGUGUGCACGCGGGUGUCGGCGCCGCGCUUUGCACGCUCCUCGGUGAUCACAUUGUGACGCCGGCGCGGACGCCGAUCGUCGACGCGACGACGCUGCCGCACCUCGUCUCGCUGUUGCAGCGCCCGCCGUCCCCAGUCUUUCUUCUGGCGGUGGCAUGCUUUGGGCUCCGCGCCAACGGCGCUCUCGAUAGCGUCGUCAUCGUGCUGUACCGCGCCAUGUCGCGCCUCGUCGACGACCGCGACGUGGCCGGCCUCGAGCAUUUCCUCCUCUUGCUCGACGAGUGCAACAUGUGGCCGCGCCUCAUUGCCCUCCUGCAAAACGACGCGCUCUCGCCGUGGGGUCUCUUUUGCCUGCUCAAGUGGCUGCGCGGGCUCACGGAGCAGCUUUUGAACGUCGGUGGGUGCCUCCUUCACCGGCAUCUAACGCGGCAGGCAAGCCUGCUCCCGCAGCUCAUCCGCCUCUUGGACGCGCCGACGCACAUUGCAGCGCUCGCCGACUGGCCGGACGUGCUCGGCGGUGGCCCCCAAGCGGUCAAGGCGCUCGUCCAUGCGGUCGUCAAGAUCCUCGGCCUCCCGUUCACGUGCGCGGCAGCGUCGGAGGAGUUUUUGUUUCAGACGCAAGAGGUCGUGUACGCCUGCGACGUGCUCUCGGCGCUGCUCCGCGUUAUGGACGCCCACGACCUCGAGAUGGACUUGCCACUGAGCUUCCUCGCGCGCCUCGUGUCGAGCUCGCCCCACUUUAGCCUCCAGCUCGCCUCUGCCCACGGGCUUGAGACGCUCCAAGCCAAACGGUUGCUCACGUCGUCAACACCCGCGAUCGUCCUCGACACGCUCGUGCUUUUGACGCACGUCGCCCGCGCAUCCAAGGCGCACUACGCGGCCUUUGCGACCGCACCGCAUUUGCUCGAGGACCUGCAACGUCUUCUCCUCGAGUCGGUCGACGCCGGCGUGCGCGCCAAAGCCUGCAACUGCAUCGGCAACCUCUGCCGGCACUCGGGCGCGCUGUACGAGCCAUUGGCGUCCGCCGGUGUCCUUGCCGCGCUCGUCGCGUGCGCGUCAUCGACCGACGUGGCCGUGCGCCGGUACGCUUGCUUUGCGCUCGGCAACGCCGCCUUCCACAGCGACGUUCUCUCGAGUGUGCUCCAAGCAGCAGUGCCGCCGCUCGUGCUCGCCUUACGCAGCGCCGAUGCCAAGACGCGCGCCAACGCCGGCGCGGCGCUCGGCAAUCUCGUGCGGCAGUCGGCCACGUGCGUACCAAGCCUUCUGGCUGCGUCCGCGCCUGUCGCGCUCUACGACAGCGCAGUCGACGAGCUCGAUGUGCCCACCGCGCGCAUCCUCCUCUUCUCGCUCGGCAACCUCUGCGAGUACGCGCCAUGUCGCGGCGCCUUGGCGGCGGCCGAUGCGCUCUUUGUGCAGACGCUCCGCCACGUCAGCGACGAGAGCCCCGACGACGUCGUCCAGCGCAACGUCCAGCGCGUCCUCUCCAAGUGGCCGUCGCAAUGA
This is a messenger RNA of Saprolegnia diclina VS20, 3477 nucleotides long. RefSeq names its product ULK/FUSED protein kinase. The coding region runs from base 1 to 3477 and encodes 1158 amino acids. The transcript is spliced from 2 exons. Gene Ontology annotation, molecular function: ATP binding; protein binding; protein kinase activity. Gene Ontology annotation, cellular component: cytoplasm. Lineage: Eukaryota; Oomycota; Saprolegniomycetes; Saprolegniales; Saprolegniaceae. The record is from RefSeq and is a predicted model, not a curated record. Gene Ontology annotation, biological process: protein phosphorylation.